AUGAGAGGCGGGGUCACUGUGUCAUUAUGGCAGGGUUGAAUCUUCAUCUUAACAGACUGGCAUUAGACUUUGAAAGCUUUCGAAGAUCAGCAACCCUGGAAGUAAGAUCACUAAACUAAGACAAACCAAGUUUGGAAAGAAGGCCACAGCUCUUCACCACCUGCAGACAAAUUCUACCUGUUGCUUUCCUUGAAUUUGACUCACAGCUACAAGAACUGCCAUGGAUGGACAAGGAAAGAUCUUGGAUAUUGCCCUGACAGAUAGCACCUACUUACAGCUCAAUGGUUCCACUGAUGCCAGGACCUCUGAUGAUGGGAAGACUGUGAUAGGUGUAUACCUCAUGCUCCUGGGCUGGCUUUCAUGGCUGGGGAACGGAGCAGUAAUCUGCCUUUUGUGUAGACGCAGGCGGCCGUUGGAUUCCCAGGAUCUGCUGACGUUUAACCUUGCUGUUUCGGAUGCUGGAAUCUCUAUUUUUGGCUACUCUCGUGGAAUUGUGGAACUGUUCCAUGGAUUAGGAAAUGACUUCUUGGUCACUUCUCUCUGGACAUGCAACGUUGAUGGCUUUCUGAUCCUCCUCUUUGGCCUGAUUAGUAUUAACACUCUUACAGUAAUCAGCCUUCUUCGUUAUGUCAAGGGAUGCCUGCCACAUCAAGCUCACCAAGUGAAUAAGCACGGCGUCUCAGUGGUUAUCGUUGUCAUCUGGAUCUCUGCUAUUUUCUGGGCUGGAUCUCCGGUUAUGGGCUGGGGCAGCUUCACAGAACGCAAGUACGGUACUUGUGAAAUAGACUGGUCUCUGGCUAGAAGCUCCACACCAUACAAAUGUUAUGUUAUUGGUGUCUUCAUUUGGGGUUUCUUCAUUCCAGUGACCAUCAUGGUCUUCUGCUAUAUAUCAAUCAUCCGGUCUGUUCACAAAAGUCACAGAAACUCCCAUGGAGGAGACUGCAGUCAACGUCAACUCACCAUGGAAAGAGGCAUCACCCGGGUGUCCUUUGUUAUCUGCACAGCGUUCCUGCUAGCAUGGUCUCCGUACGCUGUAAUAUCUAUGUGGUCAGCCUGUGGUUACCAUGUACCAGCUCUCACCAGUGUGGUGGCCACCCUGCUUGCCAAGUCAGCGAGCUUCUACAAUCCCAUCAUAUACUUAGGACUCUGCCCAAAGUUCCGACAUGAGCUGCAGGCCUUGCUGUGCUGCAUACAUGAGAAAGACCUGUCUCUGGGUGGUGAGCAAACAGCGAUGACAUAUGAAGCAAAGAUGAGACAGUCAGAGAGCUUCAGUCUACACAGCAGGACGGCAGAGGACAAGACUGCAUGGGCCAAUACUACUUCACCACAAGCCUCAAAUGAAGUUUCUGAAAUUGAAAGAAUGAGGAACAGAUAUGCCAGUGUUGACGUUGGUAGUGAUUGUGAAAUCCCACAAAGUGCAUGUACUGUAUAACUGCUUCCUAGUGUAUGUAUGGGAUGCGGUCAAUUUACCGACAAUCAAAAUCCCGACAACCAUUGACCGAUGGUCAAAAUCCCGACAAGGUCAAAAUCCCGGCAUUUAAUAUGUCGACAGGUCACAAAGUCAACAUGAUUUUUUAAUUGAAACCGACUUGUUCAUACUUUAUCAUCCCAGUGGACCCAGAGGGGGAAUAUUAUAGUGCCUGAAGGAUGAUGAGCGCAGCGAGCUGUGUGAGGGGACGUGGUACUUAUACGGUGUCCAUGUUGACCAAUGUGUCCAUGACAUACCAAAAAACAAUGAUAAACUCGUGUCGACUUUUUGACUUGUUGACAUUUUAAAUGUCGUAUUUGACCUUGUCGGUAUUUUAAAUGUCAGUAUUUUGACCUUGUCGGGAUUUUGACCGUCGGUCAAUUGUUGUUGGUAUUUUAACCGUUGGGAUUUUGAUUGUAGGUAUUUCAUACUAAAACUGUGUGUAUAGUUAUAUCAGUGCUCUGUUAUACUGGGAUCCCUAGACACCUGAUCUACAGUAUUUUCAUCCAUUAUUGUUAUAUAUUAUAAAGUCAAUGACAACUGCGUGCAAAUCAACUACUUUAAAAGUUAGCAGUCCCUGAUCCACCUGCUCGAUUCCUGCUUGCUGCUGCAUGUCUGCUCCCCCAAUCCUCAGAACUAAAGACCCAAAGCCUGACCCAGCUCUAACUGCAGUGCAUCCUACCCUAGCCAAAACUGCAAUCUGGCAGCAAGCAAGUCAGAAACUGCCUCACCGGGACUUAUCCCCAUGUACGUAGAAAAAUAUGUCUCUGCUCAUCUAUUUAACAACAGGCAAUAAAAUGUAUUGUUUUACCUGUUCAUUUAGGUUGGUUGGGCUCUGCUAGUGCUUACAGUACCUGAUUCCUAUCACCACCUGUAGUGCAUACAUGGUACAUGUCCAGAAGCCAUCAAUCAUAAAGGUGUUUGCACUGAUUCUGAGUCGCAUCUCC
Messenger RNA from Pseudophryne corroboree (corroboree frog), 2415 nucleotides. Its product is annotated as opsin-5-like. The record is from RefSeq and is a predicted model, not a curated record. Gene Ontology annotation, molecular function: G protein-coupled photoreceptor activity. The transcript has 6 exons. Bases 221 to 1432 code for a protein of 403 amino acids. Gene Ontology annotation, cellular component: plasma membrane. Lineage: Eukaryota; Metazoa; Chordata; Amphibia; Anura; Myobatrachidae. Gene Ontology annotation, biological process: cellular response to light stimulus; G protein-coupled receptor signaling pathway; phototransduction.